Lachancea meyersii CBS 8951 is the source of this 1905-nucleotide messenger RNA. NCBI's taxonomy places the organism in Eukaryota, Fungi, Ascomycota, Saccharomycetes, Saccharomycetales, Saccharomycetaceae. The record is from the annotation of a GenBank genome assembly.
AUGAUCAGCAGCGCUGGUAUUCAGAAGCCUACAGGAGCAGGUACCACUCGCAAGAUACGGGAACAGCUGAACUUCACUGACGAGCGACGCUGGAAACAGUUUUCAGGCCGCAGACUGGAGCUCAUCGAGAAGUUUAAGCUGAGUGAGCGCAAGGCCAGCGAACAAGAUAAAAAUGUCUCGCAGAUCGCCACGAUCCUGCGAACUGAGUUUGGUUACCCACUGAGCUCGACACCCGAAUUUGAAAAACUCGUUACAGCAGCCGUACAGUCGGUUCGUCGCAACCGCAAACGCUCCACCAAGCAGCGACCGUCAGGUGUGGGCGCGGACUUGCUUUCUGCGACGUCCCUCAGUCCUGCACCGGGAUUCAUGGACACACCUCGCACUGGUGAUCUGCUUCUCGACCCUCACGAACACACCGGGCCCUCCGGGACCAGCUCGCCAUCUCACAAAGACUCUUUGCAGGUCAGAACCUCAUCUUUGUUUACCCAUUCUGUUCGUCAGCACGAUCCUAGUAUCAUCAACAGCAGUACCGUACAGCCCCCUGCAUUGCCCGUGAUACAGCCUCGCCGGCAGCAUCAAAACGCACUAAAGACCAGUCCUUUGCCGCCUCUAGUUUCAACACAAAACCAUCAUUACGACGAGCUCAUUAAGACCAUCAUUGCUGACGCGGUUCAUAAUCGAGUUUCCCUGCAUGAACAAUCACAACGGGACGACUAUACGCCCAAUUUAACCGACUUCGCCCUUUCUAGUAAUGAUGGUGAACUAUUAAACCUUGCAUUCCAAUCUCAAGCUCUUACCGGCUCCCUUUACACAACCGCCGCACGCAAACCGAAGACUCAAGCUGACAACGGCAAAAUUCCCUUUUUUCUGCGAGAAAAGAUACUAUUGCACAUUCAACGGUCAAGAACGUGUUUGGAGCUGAGUUCUUCACAGGGCUCAUUGGAGCUGUACUCAACCUUGGAGAUUUUGGGCGAUGCUUCUAUCAAGGCCUCUGUUGCUUUUGUCAUGGAACGAUUCUUUUCAAAUUUGUCCGGACCCUCAAUGGAAUACUUAACUUCCAAACUCAGCUCUGCCUCAGAUUUGGCGUACGUCGCUGUCAAAAUCUUUGAGCCAGCAACCGAACAUCACUUCGAGCAACUGCCUCGAGAUGCACAACUAAAACUUUUCAACCUCGCAAUGGGCGGUAUCAUCAAGGAUUUCGGUUUUGAUCCCUGCGUAUAUCCUCUCAGUGAGAUUAUGCAUGAGGUCAUUCUCAAACAGUACCCAUUAGCUAGCCAGCCGAAUAGGGAGUGUAAACGUUCUGCAAUUAUGUCGACACUUUCCAUGGCCCCAGCAUCAGCCAACAAAGAUGUCUAUCGGAGGGUCUUAUUGAAGUUCAAAGAUAAAGAACAAAGAUUUACGUUCCACUUGUUAAGCAAUGGUCCGCCAUCGGUUGCAGAGGUCCUCGCAAAUUCCCGUCACUUAUUUCAAAUUGUGUCUCAAGCCAAAAGCCUGCAUUUAGUUCAUAACAAUGAUCUGAUUAGGGAUGACUCGGAGCUGGCCCGAAUUUUCAAUAAGUUCACAUCCGAGGAAAUAGUAGUAGAGAUUCGCGAGGAAGUACCGGAGUCCUUCAAUGGGCUUGCAAUGCUGAGUCGCGUAUCUGCAUCGGCAUUUCCUCACGUCGAGCACACGGAAUUCCACGACACCACGGGGCCCCCAGAUAAAUCUUUACUCCCAUCCACUUCUCAUGAUAUUUCAGAUGACGGGAAUUUGCACAAGAAAAUCAAGUUGUCGAAAGAGCACGACACUACCGACCUUGAUACCAUAACCGCUACUUUGGUAGAUUCGAAGGAAGACGACGAAAAAGUAGCGCCAAAAAAGGACACAAAGACGAGACCACCGUUAGUGUUCCAGCCUUUGUUAUAA